Pecten maximus is the source of this 1667-nucleotide messenger RNA. Its product is annotated as structural maintenance of chromosomes protein 5-like. Gene Ontology annotation, molecular function: ATP binding; ATP hydrolysis activity. Gene Ontology annotation, biological process: double-strand break repair via homologous recombination. Gene Ontology annotation, cellular component: Smc5-Smc6 complex. Lineage: Eukaryota; Metazoa; Mollusca; Bivalvia; Pectinida; Pectinidae. The record is from RefSeq and is a predicted model, not a curated record.
GGAUGUUGUGUUCUCGCGCGAAGGAGCGAAAAUUUGACGUAAUGGCGGCAGUAAGAAGAAAACGGCCUAUAGAUGCUGUACAUGCUGAAGUCAGCAUCAGAAGGGAACAAAAAUCAAUGAAGAUGAAUUCAGAAUAUGUAGAAGGUUCAAUUGUUCGCAUAAAAUUGGAAAAUAUUUUAACAUAUGAUUCUGUCGAGUUUUUUACUGGGCCCUAUCUCAAUGUGAUCAUAGGACCCAAUGGGACAGGAAAAUCCACCAUAGUUUGUGCAAUAUGUCUGGGUCUUGGUGGGAAAAUUGGACUUUUAGGAAGAGCACAGCAGGCAGCAGAAUUCAUCAAAUAUGGCAAGCAAAAAGGAAAAAUUGAGUUGGAAUUGUUCAACACAGAUGGAGACAAUUACGUGAUUGUGCGGGAAAUACACAGAAACAAUCAAUCGCAGUGGAGUGUCAAUGGACGGGGUGCUCCCUUGAAAGCUGUGGAAGAACUAGUCACAAGUAAGAAUAUCCAGGUUGGGAAUCUAUGUCAAUUCCUGCCUCAGGAGAAGGUUGCAGACUUUGCAAAAAUGACACAAGAGGAGUUAUUGGAAAAUACAGAGAAGGCUGUUGGGCCCCCAGACAUGUAUGAAAACCAUGCAAAAUUGAAGGAGGCUAGGAAUGAAAGUCGAAGUCUACAACAAGGGUUUGAUAAUCUUGAAGAACGAUUAGCACAAAACAUUAACAAAAAUAGCAGAUUAGAACAAGAUGUGAAGAACUUCCAGGAACGUGAACGGCACUUGGAAAAAGUUGCAGUGCUGAAUAAGAAGAGGCCAUGGAUAGAAUACGAUGAAAAGAGAAAAGCAUAUGAUGUGGUAAAACAGGAACGGGACACUAAAGUGGAAGCUCAUAAACAAGCAAAAGUGCAGUUUGAACCUUUACAGAAGAGGCUUGAUAAUAUUGCAUCAAAGAAGGAAUGGGCUGAUGUAGAAAUGAAGAAAAAGACAAAUAGCCUGAGAGAUUUUGCGACAAAAGCCCAGGCGAAUAGCAAGGAGAUAGAAGCUGCUACUGACAAGAAUAAUGAAAUUUUGGAUGAAUUGAACCUCAAAAAGACAGAAGAAAACGGAAGGCGAAAGAGGAUACAAGAUCUACAGCGACAAUUGGAUGCUCUACAGUCUGAAUAUCAAAACACAGAUGAACAGGAAAAUCUGCAGCCACUACUAGAAAAGACGACCAAUGAAAUGCGAGUGGUCAACAGAAAAAUGACGCAAAUACAUGAAGAGGGUGAUGGGAUCCGACGUGGUAUAGCAGAUUUAAAGAGGCAAAUAGACGGAUAUCAACAGGAGCUGAAGAAGAUGCAGAAUGUGGAGAACAAACGAAUGGAGAUUUUGCGGGGAAAAGACAAGGACACUUACAAUGCUGUCAUCUGGUAUAAACAGAACAAAGAUCAGUUCAGAGGCAAUGUCCAUCUCCCAAUGAUGUUAUCUAUAAAUCCAAAGGAUGCCUCUUAUGCCAAGUACAUAGAGAUGCACAUUAGUGCUAAAGACUUUCAGGCCUUUGUGUUUGAGGACAGUCAAGAUUACACCAACUUCAUGAAUGUUAUUCGUGAUGAACAGAAGUUGAAGGUCAAUGCUGUCAAGGUUCCACAAGCUCCUCUCGAGUCCUUUAGACCAAGAUACAGCAUUGAUCAUUACAGG